This is a messenger RNA of Gekko japonicus, 1300 nucleotides long. Its product is annotated as hematopoietic lineage cell-specific protein-like. Bases 40 to 822 code for a protein of 260 amino acids. Lineage: Eukaryota; Metazoa; Chordata; Lepidosauria; Squamata; Gekkonidae. Gene Ontology annotation, molecular function: actin filament binding. Gene Ontology annotation, biological process: regulation of actin filament polymerization. The record is from RefSeq and is a predicted model, not a curated record. The transcript is spliced from 5 exons. Gene Ontology annotation, cellular component: plasma membrane; actin filament; site of polarized growth.
AGAGGUGCGGCCGGGAACCUGAAGCAGCGCUUUGAGAACAUGGCCAAGUCUGCCGACGAAGAGAACCAGAAGCGGGUAGAGGAGGAGCGCAUGCGCCGCCAGGCCCGGGAGCAGCGGGAGAAGCAGGUGGCCCAGGAGCAGCAGAAGGUAACCCAGAAGAGCCAAGAGCCGGACUACAAACCCCCCGGACAGGAGCCCUCCCUAGUGCCUACCAAGGUGUGCCAAGAGGCCAGCUUGCCACCUGUGCCAGCAGCGCACCAGGGAGCAGCAGAGGAGGAAGAGGAGAAGCCCCCUGCCCUCCCCCCACGCCAUCUGGACUUGGAGGAAGGUGCCCAAGACUUGCCCAAGGCCCCUCCUACGCAGACCCUCCUCGACGCCGAGACUGCGGAUGGCGGCAACGACUACGAGGACAUCGCCGUGGCCCCCAGCCGCUGGGAGGAACCUCCGGACCUCAAGGAGGAGGAGGAGGAGGGCGGCGAGGGGGACUACGAAGAGAUGCCGGGGCCCCUGGGGGAGGCGGAGCCCGUCUACGACGACUCUGCCGACGCGGGCCAGGACUAUGAGGAGAUCCCAGACUGGAAGACCGGCAGCCGUGGGGCAGUGCCCCCAGGAGGGAGUGAAGGACCGGUGUACGAGGUGGGCGAUCCAGGCUUGUCUGCUGUGGCCCUCUAUGAUUACCAGGGAGAUGGGGACGAUGAGAUCUCCUUCGACCCCGGCGACACCAUCACGCACAUCGAGCAGGUGGACGAGGGCUGGUGGCGUGGGCGCUGCCACGGGGCUGUGGGCCUCUUCCCGGCCAAUUACGUGGACCUCCUGAAGUGAGACCCUCCACACGCCUCUCCCUCCCAGCUACCCCGAUGACACGUCCCUGAUCCUGCUUGGGGGGGGGGCAGGAGCAUAGGAGAACGGGGUGUUGCUUCCCUAACCCUCAUUUCACAAUCGAGCUCCAGGCAUGGAGAUCAAACGCUUUUCCUCCCCAGGGGCAGCAGGGUGGAAAUGGGCCCACGGAGAGCUCCGAGCUGCAGCUCCCGGCCUGGGGUGGUUUCCUGAGCUUUCGCAGUCUGUAUCCUGAUCCGUCCCGCUCUUGGUACUGGGUAUCCCCAGAAACUCCCUUUUUGGGCACCACAGAUACAGAACAACACACAGCAGGCAAUGAAAAGUGGGGGUGGGAGGCGUCAAGCUCUGGGGAGCAGGUCUAUGGCUGCCGGCUCUGUGACACGGCGGAAACCUCACCGGCCCUUCUUGUCUUUGCCUAGUGUGGGCUCAAAGGGGGCAGGGCCGGCUCACUCACUAGGCGAAC